Messenger RNA from Pisolithus orientalis, 1453 nucleotides. RefSeq lists its product as uncharacterized. Lineage: Eukaryota; Fungi; Basidiomycota; Agaricomycetes; Boletales; Pisolithaceae. The coding region runs from base 380 to 1303 and encodes 307 amino acids. The record is from RefSeq and is a predicted model, not a curated record. The transcript is spliced from 14 exons.
AAGCGUGCUGUCGGAGUUGAAGCUGUGGAUACAAGAAAGGAAGUAUGACAGGUUUCGGCGCCAGCGGGUACAAUUGCUUGGUGAACGCUAGGAUAUGUGACGCGAAACCAAAAUGGUGGGCUUUCCUCUCCGCAGCGUUUAUUGACACUGCACUUGGGAAUGAUGCCAGGGAACCGACGUCAUUUAUGUAACUGGGAUCUUGGGAAUUGAUACAUAGAAGCCUUGUGACCGCAGAGUCUGCCGAUACAGCAAUCAGCAAGUAGAGUAUCGCCUUAUUACUCAUCGACCGGUCGAGGUUUCAGCCGACUAAACAUAGUUCGGCUUAUACUUUGGAUCCAGGCUUUAUAUACCCUGAGGAGCUAGGUGACCCUCUUCAGAGAUGGACGCCGCAGCAGACAACGAUUUUCUCAGAAUAGUGAAGGACGCUCAAACAAUCCAGUUCCUGCAAGUUGCGCUGACCAUUUUGUUGAUGUACAACUAUGUGCUUUCCUUGGAUGAUGAGAUCGAAUAUAUAUGGAAAAAAAGGAUCUCGAGCGUCUCAGUCAUCUACCUAAUGCUUCGAUAUUUUGGCAUCACAUAUAUGCUGUAUUCCUCAGUGGCUCUUGUCACGAACACAAUUUCCAUAGACAAGGCACCUACCCGCAGUUACCCUGCCCUCAGCCUGUGGUUCAACUGUUUGGUUUCAGCGGCCAACCAAAUCGUUUUGCAACUGCGGCUGUAUGCUCUCUACAGUGGCUCGAGGAGGGUUUUAUUUCUGAUGGUCCCAGGCUUCGUUGUGGAAACGAUCGUCAUGAUCGUGUGCAUCACACUCGUCACUAUGUCCAUAGAUAAUGCUCAACUGGACCUCAGCGUCACAGUCAGCGCGUCCUCCAACAUAGCCCUCAAAAUCUACAUCCACCAGGUUGCCAUGAUGGGGUAUGAAUGUCUAUUAUUUUCGGCCGCUUUGUCCGCUGCCCUCCGGAGAUAUCGAGAGGGGCUCGACCCUCUCUCAUCCAAUUGGAAUCAACUAACACGCCUAACGGACAUUCUCAUUGAAGGGAAUGUGAUUUCUUUUCUCAUUUCCUCGGUUUAUUCUGUGAUUAAUGUAGUACUGUUGCUCACCCUCAAAGUAGAGUGGGUUUUUGGAACACUCAACAUCGGCUUUUCCUUGGGAGUUACUAUUGGCUGUCACCUUAUCUUGCAAAUCCGAAGAGCAGCAUCUCCCACUUCGCUUGACUAUGAUAUUGGCGAAGACAAAUCAGCUUCCUUGUGGCCCUCCAUAAUCUUUCCGUACUCAUCUCGUAGGUUUGCACGUCGUCGCUGAUUCCCAUUGAACCGGGCAGAAUUUCCUUCAGUAAUAUGUGUUAUCUCUCUUGUAGAGUAAUCUUGCUCGUUAGAAAUGAGAUCGGUUGUGAACGUAUACGAUACAUAGUAGGUUUUCUCGAUUAUCAAUUCUGUAAAACCAGCGUAGACU